Messenger RNA from Crotalus tigris (Tiger rattlesnake), 3455 nucleotides. RefSeq names its product adenylate kinase 5 (gene AK5). Gene Ontology annotation, molecular function: ATP binding; nucleoside diphosphate kinase activity. Bases 549 to 2285 code for a protein of 578 amino acids. The transcript has 15 exons. Gene Ontology annotation, biological process: nucleoside triphosphate biosynthetic process. Gene Ontology annotation, cellular component: cytoplasm; cytosol. NCBI's taxonomy places the organism in Eukaryota, Metazoa, Chordata, Lepidosauria, Squamata, Viperidae. The record is from RefSeq and is a predicted model, not a curated record.
CCCCUUGGUAAUAAUGCCGGCACUGCCCCAAAUGCAGGAACGCCGUUUCAGGAAUCUUCUCCCCACCCUCGCCUUCAAUCCAGAUGUCCUCGCACCCCGGGUUAUUGUAUUCCGUGCGAGGGAAGAAGCUGAGAUCAGCCGCGGGCGUAGAGGCUGAGCUUGAGGUUGCAGAAUCUUCGCUUCCUGCCGCGUAAACUUUGCAAAGGGCCGGCGAUCGUGGGGGGGGGGGAGUGAGGAAACUGCCUCGGGACAGGCUUUCGGAUACGAGAUCCUGUCCACGCUCUAAGGACACAUACCACGCGGAAAGUCUCGGGUGACCGGUUCCCCCUCGAUUGCUGUCUUUCUUUUUAAGGAGCGCCACGUGCCAGCGUGCGUGUCUGGGUCUCUCUCUCUCUCUCUCUCUCUCUGAGCAAGCGGUUUGCGAGGACGAGGACCGGAGCGCUGGGGCGAAGAGGGAACGACAAGAGCCGAGAAAGCCGGGCUAAAAAGCGCCCAGCCAGCAGCACUAGCCCCAGUCGCGCGCCAUCGCCCUUUCUCCGCCAGGCGGCAUGAGCAGCUGCGACGCCAAGGACUACCUGACCAAGAAGGAGAUCCCGCAGCUUUUCGAGAGUUUGCUGAAUGGAUUAAUGUGCUGCAAACCCGAUGAUCCUGUGGAGUAUUUGGAAAGCUGCUUACAAAGAGUAAAGGAGCUGGGGGGAGCAGAAAAAGUCAAAUGGGACACUUUUGUCAGCCCAGAAAAAAGGUCACUGCCUCCACUUAACGGCAACCAGUCAAGAAGAGCAUUUUUCAGGAAUGUGAUGCCUGACAACCCCAACUUUCCUUACCGGAGGUAUGAUCGACUUCCUCCAAUUCACCAAUUCUCCAUUGAGAGUGACACGGAUCUCUCAGAAACAGCUGAACUUAUUGAGGAAUAUGAUGUAUUCGAUCCGACCAGGCCUCGACCCAAAAUCAUCCUAGUCAUAGGUGGACCUGGCAGUGGGAAAGGAACCCAGAGCUUAAAAAUAGCAGAACGCUAUGGAUUUGAGUAUAUCUCUGUGGGUGAAUUGUUAAGAAAGAAGAUCCAUAGCACAAGCAGCAAUCGAAAGUGGAGUCUGAUUGCUAAGAUAAUUACAACUGGGGAAUUAGCCCCACAGGAAACCACAAUUACUGAGAUAAAGCAAAGGUUAAUGCAAAUUCCUGAUGAGGAAGGUAUCGUUAUUGAUGGAUUUCCACGAGACGUUGCCCAAGCUCUUUCCUUUGAGGACCAAAUCUGUACCCCAGAUUUGGUGGUGUUCUUGUCCUGCUCAAAUCAACGACUACAAGAACGCCUAAUGAAACGCGCCGAACAGCAGGGGAGGCCUGACGAUAAUCUGAAAGCUACACAGAGACGCCUGACUAAUUUCAAGCAGAAUGCUGUUCCGCUGGUCAAAUAUUUCCAGGAAAAGGGUCUGAUUGUGACCUUGGAUGCUGACAAAGAUGAGGAAGAGGUCUUCCGCAACAUAAGCCUGGCUGUUGACAAUAAGCUGUUUCCCACUCAAGAACCAGGGCCAAGUCCAUGUGAAGUUGACCUUAGUCUCGUUGUGGACCCAGGAGAGAUUCCUGAUCAUGAAUUUAACUUUGAAGAUCAGGCAUAUGAACAGUCAUGUGUUUGCAGGCCUGAAAGUGCAGGUUUUACAGAAGACCUGAAGAAAUCAAACAUAAUUUUUGUACUUGGUGGCCCAGGCUCUGGCAAAGGAACCCAGUGUGGGAAAUUAGCACAAAAGUAUGGAUUCACGCAUCUGUCAGUAGAAGAUCUGAUCCAAAAUGAGGCAGCAUCUGGAAGGAGUAAGACCAUCAAAAAUAUAACCGAGAGUGGUGAAUUUAUAUCAGGGGCACCUGAGCUUUCAGACCAGAUGUUAAACCAAACUACUUUGCAUUCUUCAAUUAAGGAUAUUGUCACAGAGCUCCUAAAAGAAGCUAUACUUGCCAAUAUGGAAAACUCGGAGGGAUUCUUGAUUGAUGGCUAUCCCCAAGAUAUUCAACAAGGAGAACAGUUUGAGAAUGAGAUUGGUGAGCCCUCUCUGGUACUCUGCAUGGACUGUUCUUCUAAGACCAUGAGUAAUCACCUUCUGCAAAAAAGUCAGUGCCUUGAGGAUAAUGUUGAAGCUAUCAUGAGAUGCAUUGAAGCUUACUAUAAAAGAGCUGAGACACUAAUUGCAUAUUAUGAAAACAGAAUUCCACUCUUUAAGAUAAAUGCAGAAGGAACACCAGAGGAAGUUUUUCUUGAGAUAUGCACUUCAGUCAAUACUUUUCUGAAGAAGGAAUAGCACCAUUUUCAGAACUUAAUGUAAUGGCAGUGCUGGAACACACACAUGCAUAGUGUCCUUUACAAAUGCUGCUCAAAGCAAUAGCUGCUGCCUUGAAAGAUUAAUGCAUGUUGUAAACAUUGUAAAAAUCUUUGUAACUUAAAUGGUACAGUAAUGAUAUGUGUACUGUAUAUGGCCUAUGAUACAGUUUGCAGUUCACAGGUUUAAAAAGCCAGCAUGAUAAACAGUAUCUGAGUUUUAUAGAACCCAUCUUCUUCAUUUCAGUACUGCAAGACAUACUAUACAGUCAAGCACAGUAUUCUGUCAGUAGGAGUGAUGUAACAGUGAAUUUGCUGAUGAAUACAAAUCAAUUUUUGGGGCUAUUUAAGUUUGUUCUUUUUUGUAAUGCUUGAACAGUCUGUUUCUGUCAUUUUCUUUUACAAGGGGAACAUGUCUGCAAUUAAGUCUGCAGUCAUUUACACACCAAAUAAUGGAACUGGGAGAGACUCACACACAAAAAAGCAUGAUAUGCAAUACACGAACCAAAUGUGAAAUAAUUAACUGAUUGCAGGACCAGAUGUUGCAUUGAUAAGACCAUCCAUACAAAUAUCCUAUGUAGUUAUGGCUUGAAAAUUUUUUGAUUUACAAUGCUAACAGAGGGAUAAUAUAUGCAGAAAAGAAAAGUGCCAAAUAUUCCUGAUGUGCUUAAGAUGGGUAAAGACUUAGAGCUAAUAAUGGCAGUGUUGGUAUAUACAAAAUUAACACACAUUUAAAAAGACUACAGGCAAUAAUUGUCUCUAUAAACUGAUUGCGGUAUGUGUAACAGCUACAUAUAGCCAAUUGUCAGUUUUAAGUAAUUUAUUGCUCAGCAUUUAACAUGAUGGGAAAUUUAAAAUGUAAAUGAGCAGUAUUAAGUUCAGAUUACCACAUGCUUUCUACAUGGCGCACAUGCACAUACACACCUCUUGAUGACUGAAAUACUGAGGUUUUUCAAACUGUUUAUCAACAGACAAGAAAAUCUUAUUGUCUAUAUCAGAAACUACCUUCUUUUGCUAUCCACUAUCUCUUCUUGCAUGCUAGAUUCUAUCAACAGUUGCAUUAUCAACAAGCAAUUGAGCAAAAUUUGUAUUUUUCAACCUACUACUCUUGUAUGAAAAAGUAAUAAAAAUAAAAUAUAUGGACAAAUGUUAA